AUGGAACAACAUUUUAUUUUAAGAUUAAAAGAUGGACUAAAAAAAGUGAUUAAUCUUACUGAGUCUACUUUAGAAAGUAUAGAUUCAGAAAGGGUACAAUUAGUUCAUAAUAACAAAAAAUAUCCCGGGAUUAUUAUUAGAUUACCGUGUAUUAUUGACACACAUAAAACUCUUGAUAAAAAGCAGUAUUAUAAAGUAUGUGAUGUUUCUACACUAAUUGUUAUUUAUCCUAAUUAUGAUUAUGACUUUGAACGAGAAAGGCGUAUUCUUGAAAUUAGUGGAUUAUCAGCGCCCUUAAAAUAUGUAAAAAUGAGAAGAUUUAAAAAAAAUGUUACUGGCAAAAUACACUUAAUUAAUGAAAUCGAACAAAAAGUUAAUGAAUUAUUGGAAAAAGAUAAAAGAGCUAAAAAAGUAGAAAUAGAAGGAGAUGUGCAAGAAAAAGUAGAUGAUGAUAUUUUAGAUAUUGUAGCAGAAAUAGAAAGUAACUUAGAACCAUCGAAAAUUAACAUUAAAAAUUUAGAAACAGCAAAUGUGCAUUUUGAUACACCAGAAAUAAUCGAGUUAAAGAAAGAAAUAGAACAACAGGAAAACUUAGUUAAAAAUGCAUUAAAUCCAAUUUUACAGCAGAGGUUUAAAGUUAAGCUUGAAGCAUUACAAAAAAAACUUGAAGAUUUAUGUAAUGAGAAUUGA
Molecule: messenger RNA, 690 nt
Organism: Vairimorpha ceranae
Lineage: Eukaryota; Fungi; Microsporidia; Nosematidae
Product: tata-binding protein-associated factor
Exons: 1
Coding region: 1-690 (229 amino acids)
Biological process (GO): transcription initiation at RNA polymerase II promoter; RNA polymerase II preinitiation complex assembly
Cellular component (GO): transcription factor TFIID complex
Molecular function (GO): RNA polymerase II general transcription initiation factor activity
Source: RefSeq, a predicted model, not a curated record